Messenger RNA from Poecilia reticulata (guppy), 1028 nucleotides. Lineage: Eukaryota; Metazoa; Chordata; Actinopteri; Cyprinodontiformes; Poeciliidae. The record is from RefSeq and is a predicted model, not a curated record.
CGCUGUUCUGAGCGUCACGGAUCCUUCCUUUCUUUCGAUUUUACAGAGAAAAUGGAGAAACACUACACGGACUCAAAAGUCAAAGGAGUCAGCACAGGGACCACCAUCUUGGCUGCCAUAUUUGAUGGAGGGGUCGUGAUUGGAUCUGACUCCAGAGCUUCAAUUGGAGGGGAAUAUGUAUCUUCUAAAACCAUUAACAAGGUGAUUCAGGUUCAUGACCGGAUCUUCUGCUGCAUGGCUGGUUCACUUGCAGACGCUCAGGCCGUCAUCAAAUCAGCAAAGUCUCACCUGUCAUUUCACAGUGUACAGAUGGAGAGUCCUCCUCUGGUGAUUGCAGCUGCAUCCAUUCUGAAAGAAUUGUGUUAUAAAAACAAAGAUGAGCUGCAGGCUGGUUUCCUUACAGCAGGAUGGGACGGCAAGAAAGGACCACAGGUUUAUGUUGUGUCUCUGGGUGGGAUGUUAAUCAGUCAGCAGGUUACCAUCGGCGGCUCAGGAAGCACCUACAUCUACGGAUACGUUGAUGCUAAAUACAAACCCAACAUGACCAGAGAGGAAUGUCUGCAGUUUGCCACCAAUGCUCUUGCUCUGGCGAUGGGCAGGGACAACGUCAGCGGGGGUGUUGCUCACCUGGUGGUGAUAACGGAAAAAGGGGUGGAGCAUGUGGUUGUACCUGGAGACAAGCUGCCAAGAUUCAAUGAUGAAUGAUUUUUUUUUUUUUUUUACUUUUUUUGUGUGAAUGACACUUUAAGUCUUGUUAGAGAACAGUCAGUUUCAAGGCCACAGUUUCCUUUCAUGUACAAGAAUGCAAUAUAAAAAACUCCUCAGUCAUCUUCAGAUUUUACAGAUUAAAAUUAGUUUGUUGCCUUAUUGAACUUUUGUUAAUCUUACAUGAGGAAUUAAAUAACUCAAUUGAGCCUGUAUGUUUUAGCUAAGUUGAGUUGGUCAUUAUGAAUUGUCCAGCUGCUGAGCUGCUCCUGUCCCCCCACCCCCAAAAAACAAAGAAACAAAUAAAUGUUCAUUUUCUAACA